Messenger RNA from Melozone crissalis (California towhee), 1742 nucleotides. It is a transcript of the gene OCLN, whose product is annotated as occludin. Gene Ontology annotation, molecular function: cis-regulatory region sequence-specific DNA binding. Gene Ontology annotation, biological process: positive regulation of transcription elongation by RNA polymerase II; bicellular tight junction assembly; snRNA transcription by RNA polymerase II. The coding region runs from base 40 to 1539 and encodes 499 amino acids. The record is from RefSeq and is a predicted model, not a curated record. Gene Ontology annotation, cellular component: bicellular tight junction; transcription elongation factor complex; membrane. NCBI's taxonomy places the organism in Eukaryota, Metazoa, Chordata, Aves, Passeriformes, Passerellidae. The transcript has 8 exons.
CAUUUUAAGGUGAACAAAGCGGCGGAGGAGGCGGCAGGGAUGUUCACCAAGAAACCCUAUGACAGCGCCUACGGGCCACCCCCCGCCUCCUACGGGCCACCCACGGGUGACUAUGGCUACGAUUUCGGCGCCCGCUCGCCGCCACCGGGCUCCUACUACAUUGAGGACGUCCCUCAGCAUUUCUACAAGUGGUCGUCACCGCCGGGGCUGGUGCGGCUGCUGGAGGGCGCGGUGAUGCUGUUGUGCAUUGCCGUGUUCGCCUGCGUGGCCUCCACGCUGGCCUGGGACUACGGCUACGGCUACGGCGGCGUGCUGGGCACCGGCCUGGGCGGUUUCUACGGCUCCGGUUACUACGGCAGCGGGGUGAACUACGGCUACGGCUACGGGGGAUACUACGGAGGCGUCACCAACCCGCGGGCGGCCAACGGCUUCAUGAUUGCCAUGGCUGUGCUCUGCUUCCUGGCCCAGCUGGGGCUGUUGGUGGCCAGCUUGAGCAAGUCCAGCAGCUCGCGGUCGCGCCGUUUCUACCUGGUGGUCAUCGUGGUGUGCGCCGUGCUGGCCUUGGUGAUGCUGGUGGCCAGCAUCGUCUAUGUGGUGGGGGUGAACCCGCAGGCACAGAUGAGUGGCGGGGGGUACUACUACAGCCCGCUGCUGGCCAUGUGCAGCCAGGUGUACGCCGGGGGCACCGUGCUCAACCAGUACCUGUACCACUACUGCACUGUGGACCCGCAGGAGGCUGUGGCCAUCGCCUGUGGGUUCCUGACUGUGCUCCUGCUGUGCCUCAUCUGCGUCCUGGCGCACAAAACGCGCAGCAAGAUCUGGAAAUACGGAAAACACAACAUUUACUGGGAUAAAAUCCCUGCCGAGCCCCAGGGACCUGACGUCGAGGAGUGGGUGAAGAACGUGUCGGGCGGGACGAGCGUUCCGGACGAGGCCGCCACCGUCGCGUACUCGGAGAAGGGCGGGACCCCCGGGCCGGCCCCGCCCUACAGCCCCCCCUUGUACAGCGACCCCCUCCAGAAGGGCUGGAAAAGUGACCCCCCCUCGGACCCCCCCUCGCCCUCGGAGGAGCCGGACGCCGCCCAUCCCCCCCACAAGCCCCCCGCCCGCCGCGGCCGCCGGGGCCGGCGCCAGCCCGAGGGCUCCCAGUGCUCCCAGUACGACACCGACCCCGCCACCGCCCCUGAGUCCAGUGACGAGCGUGACAGCGAGCAGUGGCACAGGCUGUACCCCCCAAUCAACUCCCCGGGCACGCGCCAGCGCUACAAGGCGGAUUUCGGGCAGGAGCUGCGGCGCUACAAGGAGCUCUGUGCCCACAUGGACGGGCUCAAUGAGCGCCUGGCACAGCUGGCAGCGCAGCUGGACCAGGUGCCCGAGGACAGCGCCCAGUACCAGGCGCUGGCCGAGGAGUACAACCAUCUCAAGGACGUGAAGAGGAGCCCGGAGUACCAGGACAAGAAGCGGGAAUCCAAAACCCUCCGGAACAAACUCUUCCACAUCAAAAGGAUGGUCAGCGACUACGACAAGCUCCGGGGCUGACCCCAAAGCCACCACCCCCAAAAAAAAGGGACAUUUGUAGGGGGGACGCCCCAAAACCCCACCCUCCGACCCCCUCCAAAGACUUUUGUGCCUUUUUUUGUCUUAAAAAAUUCCAAAAUUUCUCGUUUUGAGCCCUCCCCAGUGCCAAAGGUGGGGGGGGGAUGAUGGCAGCUGUUGGUGUGACCCUGUCUCCACCCCAAGAU